CUGUAUCUAGCCUGUAUGUACUACGCAACUUCCGCUAACUCGCUACUGACCAAAAUGGACGCCUUUGUGUCUGUUUUCCUCGUAUUCACACUAUAAAUACUGUUUUCACUGCGAUGGAUCCCCUUUGACAUGGCGAUGUUUGCGCGGUACCGCGAGAAACAUAAGUGAAAAUCGUGACACGCCACGAAUCGAAGUGCAUUCCUUGGUGAUCGACGAGAAAACCCGUCCAACCAAAUAGGCCAGAACUACGGAUGACAAUUGAGUGAAUAUCGUUUCACGACGAAAACUUUUUCGAACGGACUCGCACGAACUGAGUUGUUGUUUUUGGCAAAUGUGUAAAUACCGACGAUUUCCACGCGUCGAACAACACUGGGAUCUUGGAUAUUGAUACACCUCCCGCCAAAAUUCCAUUCACUACUCGCAUUCUGCAGUAUAAAUAAUCGCUGUUGGAUAGCCAGUGGAAUUGAGCACACUUGGGAGAUUUCCAGCCUGUAGCAACCUGGUUAAGGCCAUGUUAUCAUAUGUAUGAUGUUGGAUGGUAGAUACUCGACAAUUGGAGGACAAAAAAUUAUUGCUAACAAUGGACCGUUUGUUGGAGGAUCCACGUGCUUCAUCAAAAUUUGGUUGAUAAUCGCUACUGCAUCAUGGGAACUUAAAAGAGACUUUGUUAAGUUCCCAAUAUAUGCCUUAGUGCUAGUGUUCUUUAAUAAGCGUUAGGUACAAUUCUCCUUGACAGUGAAAGAUCUUUUAUGUCGGGAUGCCUUGAAAAUGCGAGUGUAAAGAUUUUAACAAUGAUUUCUUUAAGCAUUCGUGGAAACAGUGCAUUUAGAUAUGUUCUGUUGAUUUAUAUUUAUCAUAUACUGUGAAUAAGACAUUUUCUAAUAUGUCAGUGCUGUGUUUGUUACGUUGGAUAAUUCUAUGAACCUCAAGGUACAUAUAAGGAGACUGGACCUAAUUUCAAUAAUAUUUUUUGUCCAGGCUGUAAUGCCAGAACAAGUCAAAUUCAAGAUGAACGGGGUUAUACCGAGUGUGCCAAUCACAACUCUCGCUGGUAUUGCGAGUCUUACUGACUUGUUACCUGAAAUGCCCCUUCCAACACCGCUGCCUCAGACUUUAACUAACAAGUCCCUUUUAUUUCAUCCAAGAGUGGCAGAGGAAGCACAAAUAUUGCUAAGUGUUCGUAAUGAAAACUUAGUACCGCAAUUAAUAUUAUCUUUAUCUCAAACCUCAUCCGAUCAUAUUGAACUGAAAGAUAAUUAUGCAAAUGCAGAACAGCCUUUGGAAACUGAGCAAAAUACGCCGGAGUUACUUAAGGCAAUUUUACAAAUAAAUCCGCAUGUGUUUAAGGGGCCUCAAUACAAUUCACCACGAAACUGGGCCCAAGGCACACCUAUGAUGCAUACCAAUCAAACAUCCGCUAAUUACGAACGAUUUUCACCAUCCUACUCGAGUUCUUCAGGGUCGAGACAAACGCCUCAAGGUAGUCCAGCUCAUCCUGCUGCUGCUAGAACAGUGCUACCCCCGCCUACCGGCAUAAACCCUAUACCCAACAUGACUCCGCAACCAAAUAUGUAUUCUCCAGCACAUAUGAGUUCUCCUGGGACGCCGUUAACAACUCUCGGUAAUGUAACACCUCAACACCACAAUAUGGCUGGUAUGACACCUCAACAUAAUAUGCAUAUGGCAUCUCCUAUGCGUGCUAAUAUACCUUUGCAACAACAUCAACCUAUUAAUAUCCAGCAAAAUAUGUACGAUCCUAUAAUGAAUCAACAAGUACAUCAUCCAUUAGGAAAUCAUCAACCAAUGGACAUUGAUAGUACAGUGCAAGAAAAUCAGCAGUUUUUACUCGAUCCAGUCACAGGUCUUCCUGACAUUGAUAUACCCAUAGAAAAUAUCGAAGCGAAACAGCAGAGCAUGGAUAACGUGACGCAACAUCUGUUAUCUACAACGGAAACCACGUCUUAUCCAAGCAUGGAUACCACCGACAUGGUAAAUACAUUAAACACCACAACGCCAGUAAUACAACACCAGCAGAACAACAAUUCGGAAAAAGGGAUGAAAAUACCCGUUUCUUUGCCGGAGAAACUAAAAGAGCCGAUUGUCAUGUUGGACAGACUAUCCUUAGCAGAUCAAGCUUUGAUGCAGAAGAGUCUAACCGCGUUUGCCGAGAAGUCGCCAAGUCGGGCCGCGAAGAUGGGCAUUUCUAAUCGUGAAGAUGUAAAAUCUGAGUCUGAUAGCGAGGAAGAAAUCGGUAAAAAUAAUAAAUAUUUUAAAGCACGCGCGAAAGAGCGUCAGGUUCAAAGGGAAAAAGAGAAAGCUGAGAGGAAGAAGAGCGAAGAUAAAACGCGCAGACGAAAAAGGAUAAUAGAUGACGAUGACGAAGACGAGAAGAAAGAAUCUUUUACACCCACGAAACCAAAAAUCCGCAAAGUAGAAAAGAAACUCGUUCCUGUAUUGGCGAAACUUAGCGUGGAGGAGCUGAUGGAAACUAAUACGUAUCAACGUUUCAAUACAACCAUAGAAACGAUAUUUGAAAACACAGAAGACGUAGCAACCAAUGCCGAAUUGGAUGAUGAUGGUGAUGUGCCUCCAGAAUUAUUAAUUCCUAAAUACCAAUUACACGAUUUGUGCACAGAAGCAGCUAAAUUGAAAGCAUUAGGAGCAAUGGAGUCAAUUCCAGCAGAUAGAUUGGUUAGACUGUUAAACAUUUUAGAGAAAAACAUUCGGGAUGGAGCCAAGGUGUCUCCAUUGGCAGAUCCGGACGACGAUGUUGAUGAAAGUCGAUUAUGGACACAGCUGGCCAUGGAGAGAGUACAACGUGCCGUGGAUGCGUCUUUAAUUGCAUUACACAUCAUGACUUCUAACAACAUGCCAAAAAUGGUCUAUCUGGAAGAUGUGAUCGACAGAAUAGUCCUUUUCAUGAAGUUUCAGUUGCAGAAUACUAUUUAUCCUUCAUUCGAUCCGGUUUAUAAAAUAGAUACAAAAAACAAGACUGACAAUUAUAAUUCUAGUGGUCGUAAGAAAAGAGGCCAUAUGAAAGAAGUCCGUGAGAAGAGUAUCCUUCAAGUAUACAACAAAAUGCACGAAUUGGUUGGUCUUCUCGCUGAACUAUUAAACAUUCAGGUUCUAACAGAUACUAGUGUCCUUCAUGCCUCUACAUUAGGUGUCGCGCCAUUUUUUGUUGAAUCUGUUAGUGAUCUUCAAUUGAGCGCUUUAAAAUUGGUCACGAUAAUAUUUACUAAGUACGAGAAGCAUAGGAGAUUGUUGUUAGAUGAUAUUUUGGCGUCUAUAGCUCGACUUCCUAGCAGCAAAAGGAGUCUAAGAACUUACAGGUUAAAUUCUGAAGAUCACAUACAGAUGUUGACAGCGUUGGUCUUACAGUUGAUUCAAUGCGUUGUUGUAUUACCCGAAAAUGUAGUCCCACAAAAUAAGAAGUCACAAGACGAUGAAGAGAAGAAGGAAGAGAAAAAAACAAAUCACGUAGAUGCAGAUGUCCUGAUCAUAAACAAGUACGAAACCGCCACCAGAAUAGCGGGGAAUUUUUUAACGGUAUUUCUGAACAAAUGCGGCAGCAAAGGUGAGGAAAUUGAUUACAGGCCACUGUUCGAGAAUUUUGUGCAAGAUUUGUUGGCCACAGUCAACAAACCCGAAUGGCCAGCGGCUGAGUUGCUUCUGAGUUUACUUGGAAACUUGUUGGUAGGUCAUUUUUCUAAUAAAAGUUCAGAUAUGGCGCUCAGGGUGGCCUCCAUCGAUUACCUCGGCGUUGUCGCAGCCAGAUUAAGGAAGGACGCGGUAAGUUCUCAAUGCAAGCUAUCUACUAUUGACCAGAUCAUAAAGGAUAUCAAGAUUGAACAACAAAAGGAUUCUGAUUAUGAUCAGGUGAAAGAUAAAGAGAUUGUAGGUUUGAGCGAGGACGAAGAACGGACUGGUUUUUUACAGAAAGUGCUCCUAGACUACUUGGCUGUAAACGGAACCAAGGACUCUGCCUUAGGUUACGCCCGCCAUUUCUAUCUAGCGCAAUGGUAUAGAGAUUGUGCGUUAGAAAAAUCCAGGGUUGGUCAGGUAAAAAAUAGUCCCAGUAAGAAAAUGCAUAAGAAGAGAGUGAAAAAGAAACACAAGCACCACACGAGUGAUCAGGAAUCAAAAUCAGAAUUAGAUGAACCUGAUGCCGACGAAAAUGACAAUAACGAACAAAAGUACUCAGAAACAUACCGAAUCAUAGAAGAGAAAAAGAAGUACAUUAUAAGUAGAAUAAGGCCGUACAGCACUGGCACAAAACCGGAUAUUCUUCAGACCUAUAUCGAUUAUAAUUCAGCAGAACUGAUAUCACAGUAUCUCGCUUCGAAAAGGCCGUUUUCGCAGAGUUUCGAUCGAUACCUGAAACAGAUCCUACACGUGCUCACAGAGUCAUCUAUAGCGAUCAGGACAAAGGCGAUGAAGUGCCUGACGAUGAUCGUUGAAGCGGAUCCAAGCGUUUUGGCGCGAGUGGACAUGCAGCUGGGCGUAAAGCAUUCGUUUCUAGACCAUGCGACGUCGGUGCGCGAGGCAGCCGUCGAUCUGGUAGGAAAAUUUGUACUAAGUAGGCCCGAAUUAAUAGAUAAAUACUACGACAUGCUAUCAGCUAGAAUUCUUGAUACUGGCGUUAGCGUUCGUAAGCGUGUAAUCAAGAUUCUCAAGGACAUCUGCAUGGAGUGUCCUGAUUUCCCCAAGAUCCCGGAGAUCUGCGUGAAGAUGAUCAGACGAGUGAAUGACGAGGAAGGUAUUAGAAAAUUGGUAAUGGAGGUGUUUCAAAAUAUGUGGUUCACACCAGUCAGAGAACGUCCCACGUUAGAUUCCGAGUCAUUGCUAAGGAAGGUUAUGAAUAUCACGGAUGUUGUGGCAGCUAGUAAAGAUAUGGGUUUGGAGUGGUUUGAACAGCUGCUGGUUAGCUUGUUCAAGCCCAAGGAAGACAAAGACGAUAGUACAAAGAUGAAAACCGAGCCCACAAAGGCAUUAUUGACGGCGUGCAAACAGAUUGUUGAUUGCUUGAUUGAAAACGUUCUUCGAUUAGAAGAGACGAAUCUGGAGGAGUCUGAAAAGUCUGAGAAAAAAGGAUCCUCUCAAAGAUUGGUCGCUUGCUUGACAACCUUGUAUCUGUUUGCUAAGAUACGGCCGCAUUUGCUAGUCAAUCACGCGAUCACGUUACAGCCUUAUUUGAGCUUGAAGUGUCAAACGCAGGGCGAUUAUCAGAUCAUCAGUAGCGUAGCUCACACAUUGGAGUUAGUCGUGCCACUGAUGGAACAUCCUAGCGAGACUUUUUUAGCACAGUUGGAAGAGGAUUCGGUGAAGCUGAUUUUGCAACACGAUAGAUCUGUUGUGGCUAGCUGUCUUUCUUGUUUAGGUUCAAUAGUGAACAAUGUAACCAGAAAUUUUAAAUUAAUACGAGACUGUUUUAAGAAAUAUUACGGACAUCUGACUGAGUACAAAUCCUUUUACGAGAAAGACCCUACAAAUCCUAUGCUUUUAAAGUAUCGGCCUUUUGUCAGGAGAGCAUUAUUCACUGUUGGUUUGUUGCUCAGACAUUUCAAUUUUACCGACCCUGAAGUGAUCGAAGGAUUAGCGGAAAAUAUAAAGGAUCAGGUAUUUGAAACAUUAAAUUACUUUGUGCAUCUGGACAAUGACGAUAUUCGACACUUUACUCUGUCCGCCAUUGGUUCUUUAUGUAUCCGUCAUUACGAAUUUAUGUUGCUUCCUGAGUUAAAGGAACUGUACCAUCAUCUGCUUACAUCGGAAAAUGCGUUGGUUCAUAUGAGGAUUCAGGUACUGAAUAAUGUUGAGGUUUAUCUGCAGGAGGAAGACAAAAGGAUGAUUAAACAAGACAUGGAAUGGGCGAAGAUGUCCAAACAGGAGAACUUAAAAGAAAUGGGGGACGUAUCAUCAGGGAUGGCUAGCACAGUGAUCCAGUUAUACGUGAAAGAGAUCCUAGAAUCUUUUUUGCACGUGAAUAUCAGUGUCAGACACGCAGCACUUAAAGUAAUCCAGCUGAUUCUGGCUCAAGGUCUAGUUCAUCCAGUCCAAAUAGUUCCCUACUUGAUCUGCAUGAGCACAGACUGCGAAAAGGCAGUGAGUCACAGCGCAGACAAGCAACUUCAAGACAUCGAGAAGAAAUAUCCGGGCUUUAUUCAUAUGAAAUCGCAAUUAGGCAUCAAGCUGAGCUACCGGCUGCAGAAGAUCCUGCAGAACGACAUCACGGUAAGAGGAAUGCGAGUAAAAGAUGGCGAGUUCCCUGGUGCACUAAACGGUUUUCUGUACACCAUCCUGAGGAACACGAAGCAACAGAGGAGAGCCAUUGUUUUGUCCUUCCUGAAGCAGUUCGAUGAGUCUGCAAAGACAAGCUUAUCGCAGAUGCUCUACUUAGCUGACAAUCUCGCUUAUUUUACAUAUCAAGUACAAGACGAGCCUCUGUUCAUCAUCCAUCACAUUGAUAUCAUCAUCUCAAUGUCUGGUACAAAUCUGGUGCAGUCAUUUAAAGAGGCGCUGUUACCAAAAGAAGGCAGCAGUCAAUCUCAACUGCAUCAUCAUCAACACCAGCAACAUCAGGCCCAUGCAUCUUGUGGACCAGAUGGACAGCCGCGACCAGACCAGUUGUUAUCAGCGUUAGAAGAUGAAGAGGAUGACGAAGAGGACGAAGAGGCCUUGCUGGCGAGGUUACCAGAAGACACGACGCUGCUGAGGGAUUACAUUACCGCCAGCCAAGGCUUCUUGUUGCUGCUCACUCUAAGGCAGCACUUGAAAGACUUGUACGGCUUCUCUGACCAAAAAAUCGGCCAAUACUCGCCGACAGAGGCAGCGAAGGUGUACGAGAAGGCGGUAAGCCGUAAGAGCAAUCUGCUGUUCAAACCAAAGGCCACUCUGCAGAGACUGAAGGAGGGAGUGAGUAGCGCUGAGCUUGACUCCGAUGGCAGGAGGAAGCUAGUGAAAGAGUACUUGGACUUCAAACAGUUAAUGCUGAAGUUCGACUUGGAAGAACCAGAAGAAGAUACAAACGAGGUAUCUAAUUCGUCCAUCGAGCAUCCGAUCAAUUCGGUGAACUUGAUGAUCGCCAGUGGACUCAUUCCGAUCUCCACGCCGGUCCACGCGUCCAUAAACAUCGUAUCAGCGUUACACAUAGCGGCGUUAUAUGUGUCUAAGCUAACGAUGUAUGAAAACCACCAGGAGGGCACGAUGGAACACCGCAGACAUCGGGCGCACAAAACCGAGAAGGUGAAGAAACACAAAAAGAAGAAAAGGAGAAGAGUCUCCGAUAGCAGCGAGAGUGACGAAGACUACAGUGAUCCUGACCUUUUAGUGUGAGUGCGGUGGUGUGUUCCCGCGUCCAACGUGUACAUAUUACAUACUGCGUACGAGAACCUCUAAAAUAAGUGGCUGAUGUGCGUACUGGUGUGUGUGCGGCGUUUUUUCUUGGUGCGUUUUCCUGUCGAUCGUGAAUGUAGGCGUUCCGUUUUUUCUUCUAUUUGCGUUUUUUUUUUUUUUUUUUUUUUUUUUUUUUUUUUUUCUUUUGUAUGAAUUCGAAUACAGGAAAAGAAAGAAAGAGAGAAAAAGGGAGAGGAAAAAAUAUAUAAGAUAUAUAUAUAUAUAUAUAUUUAUAUAUAUAUAAAUAUAUAUGACACUGAUGUUAUAGGAAAUACCAGUGCCGGACGCUCUGAAAUCGCGACGUAGCCCCAUUGAUCACGGAAAUGGACUAAAACUUUUAGCAAGACUAAUCACAAAAUAAUAAGUAUACAAAAUGUGGAUUAGAAAGGAUACUAAUGUGUACAGAGGACGAUGGUGCUCUGCGGUAAUGCGUGCGAUCUUUCUCUGCGACAUAGUUUGAUUGAACGAGAUUGAGAGAGUUCAAACGAAAGAGAGGUUUUAAGGAUCGAUCAUCUCGAGACGAUCUAUUAGAAUUAUCUGUUGGCUAGGGCAUGUGGUGAAUGCACGUAUUAAGAUUUUCUCGGUUCGUGUUAAACCGUUCGAAAUAUUUCGAUGACGUGACUAGAGGGAGAAACUUGGUUCAGCCACGAGUCGAUUCUCAUAUUUCAAAUGGAAAAAUUCCUUGUAAAACUUUCUUUCGUUUUCCUUUCUUUUUUGUCGUUCUUUUCUUUCCACUGGCAUCAAAACUUUAAUUGCAAUUACAAAAUAAGAAUUUUUAUUUACAAUUCUCGAAACUUAACUUAAAAUUAAGAAAAAUAAAUUUUGUUUAUAGUUAAUACAACAAUUUAUGAAAUUUCUCUAUGAAUAUUAACAUAAGAAAAUUGUAUAAUUUGUUUAUGUGCGUAAUCGUAAUUUAAAGAAUAGAUUUUGAUAGAAUCGACUAAAACGAUGUUGUUGAUACAACACGAACCAAGUAUCUAAUUUAAUAAAGAGGUGAAGCCCGAGUUGUAACGUUUUCUUGGAAUACAUCACGCAUUAUUCGACUAAACGUUGUUAUUGUAAAUAAUAUUAAAUAAUAACACCAAGAUCGAUACGAGAUUUUAGUUUUCUUUUCACGAAGAUAGAUAGAUAGAGUGGCCAGUACUCGGGAUGAUUUGAAUUUUUUUUGAGGAAGGAAUUUGUCAAGAUGUUGAAAAAAUUGGUAUCGUAAAUUUUUGUUUCAAAAUCUCGAAAAAGAAGAAAGAGACAACAGAGAGAAAAAGAUACGAAUCAAAAGAAAACUCGGGAAAACAGGGAUGAUGAGAGAAAGCCAACAACAAUGGGAAACAAAAAAAUCAUAAGAGAAAGAAAGAUCCGCAUAGAAAAAUGGAUUUAUUUAGGCUUACUCCACAGCGAUGUAUUAUAGAGAAGCGUUUAGUUAAAAAAGAUUAAAAGAAGAAAAAAGAAACAAAAUGAAAGAAAACAAACACAUUGCCUAUACAUUAUGAGAGAGAGGGAGAGCGAAGCGAGAGAGAGUGUGUGGUUUGUAAUAUCUGUACAUACAAAUUUCAAGUAAAGUAUCUUAUUUUCUUACAAACUAUAUAGUGAUGACAUUACGAAAGAAUACUUAAAAUUUUGUUGUAAUAUUAAGUAUUUAUUCAGAAUUCAUGUUGUCCCAAUAUAGUUUGCUUUAUGCACACAACUCGUCUUUUGGUGUAAUUGAAUAAACAAAAAAAAAAAACUAUCGUUUUUAUACAAGCUUAGAAGUAAACAAAAUAAAAGCAGAAAACAAAAAAUGUGCAGAAUGAAAAGUAAAAGGAAAGAGGAUACAAGGAUGACGAAGAAUUAAAAGGAAAAGGACGGAUUUAGUAACUUUCGACGGGGAAAUGAACGAAAUUAUUCAUAGGGAUGGGGGUGGAAUGAGAUGAAAGAACAAAGAGAUAAAAAGCCGGGAAGAAAGAACAUUGGAGACUCGUAAAAACGCGCGAUCGAGGGAGGAACUUAAGAUCCUCGACGGGUCACGCAGCUCUUCGACGAUUCGUUUUCUUCGUGAAUCGCAGCAUAUGCGAUUUUGACUAUCCAGGAACGAGAGUAACGGCGUUAGUCUAAGGCGUGUAAGCGUAAGGCGAUUCUCAUCGAUUGUCCCUAAUUCUAGAAAAUGGACCGCGCAACUGUGAUCUUUAGCGAUAUUGAAGCGCGGACAGGUGUGUCGCGGUAUAAUUCGUCUUUUUUAUACGUUUAUAGGAAUUCCAUCAGACAUCAUUAACAUAAAAACAUUAUUGAAACAGAGCAGUUCAAGGUAUCUCGUUGUCCUGGAUGGUCGAAUAUUACAUUCAAUACAUUCACAUACAUAUAUGCAUAUUCCAGGUCUAUGGUCUGGUUAGCGAUUAAAUUAUUAAUCACACGACACCCGAUCGAAUCUUCAUCGAAAGCGAACCAACAUGCGAUAUCAUCAUCCAUAUUCUUUAGAUCGCUAGCUUGAAACGUUUAUGUCCUUACGAGACAAGUACACGAAGGAAACGAGCCGAUCGAUCGAUGAGUAGCUGCAUGAGCCACGAGCCUUGGUUAACGAUCGAAAGAUCGCGACAGACAUGGAUGGAAAGAGAGAAAGAUUAGAGAUUUUUACUUUCUACUGCGAGAACGUUACCAUUUUACGAUCAUUGUCAAUCAUUGUUGCAUUUACAAGUUGGUCGUUCAUUUAUACAGGGAGAAAAUAAAAACAACAGGGGGAAAAAGAAAUAUAAGAAAACGGGAUAUUGCUAGCUGUUCAACGGAUAAAACGUUAGUCCGCGGAACGUUGGCGAACGAUCGCGAGCAGAAUGAUCUACUAGGUGACAUACGCUUCUUUCGUUUUAAUCUCGAUUUAAAGUAGCACUUUAUUGGGGCCCAGAUGUACCUUCAUCUAUAUCUCAUCAAUAAAUCUGGCAGUAAAAGGAGUAUGGAAUUCAUUCGAUUAGUUAUUAAGAGUCUCAACUAUACUCGCAAGGAAUGUACGCGAAUCCUGUUUGUCAAAAAUUCAUUUCUUUUCUUCGUUUAAUGUUUAACAAAAUUUCGUUCGUUUUAUGAAACCUUACAUUUAUGUAUUAAAUUAAUUUCCUUAAUCAUAGAAAUGAGAGACGUUAAAAAUUCGCGUGCAUUUCUUGCUUUUAGAUUAGUCGAACGUUCUCGAAAACCGUCGCGAUUCCUUAGAAACCCAAAAUUGAAAGAUUUGUUCAAAAUGGGAAUCUAUACACUUGGACGAAUCGCUCCCAUCGAUCGCGUUCCCUUUCAUCUUCGCCCGUGCCUUUCAACGGCGCGCGAUUCUUCGCCGAAAGACGAUCGAUCCCGUGUCCGAUUCUUUGCCGUCCUGGAACCGUGUGCAAUGUUAGAAAUUAGAAAAAAAAAAGAAAAUCAUAACUAAGCUAACCGAGCGUCGAAGUCUUGAAAAAAUAAUAGCUCGAGGACGUCGUGAUUCGACGCUGUUCUUGGCGUCCCUGAACGAAGAAAGGGAUACGCACAGUUUUCGAUCGUCAGGACGAGAGUCGUGCGUUCGUUGAAAUUAGCGUCGCGAACUUUUCGAUCAUGCUUGUUCUAUCGAUCGAUACGAAAGAAAAGGAGGAAGAGAGAGAGAGAAAAAAGCGAUAUGGAAGGAGAGAAGAGGAAAAAAAGCAAUUGAACACACACACCUGUUGCAUCUAUAGUUUGUGCAAGUGAAAAAGGAUAUAUAGAGUUGGAACAGAGAGAGAGAGAAUAAACGAGGCGCUGCGCGUGAGGAUAUCGAUGACAAAUAUUGUUAGACGGGAGUUUCAAAACGACUAAACUAAUCGUAGGGAGGAAGAUCUUUGACCUGUACAAAUGUUCAAGUGUGUACAUAUUUAUUAUAAAAAAGAAAAAAAAAACAAAAAAGACGAUGUUAGGUUACGAGGAAGAAAAUGGCGAACAAUGGGAAAGAAAAACGUCAAUCGUCCUACAAUGCUUGUUGCUAUGAAGGAUAAUAAGGGAACGUGAGGAUGAAUACAGUGUGCGUAUGUGUGUUUGUGUAGGCGAAUACAACGGAGAAAUAUGAUCGUAUGAAUGCGCAAGGUGGAAAGUUGAAAGCGUUCAAUUAAACGUUUUAUUGUUCGUUGUAACAAACUUCUAGAGAAACGGUAUACAAUUAUUGAAAAGAAACGAAUUGUAAGCGGUUAUAUUUCUUUGUGCAUAUAUACACAUAUAUAGGCUGACAUAUAUAUGUGUAUAUAUACGCGGCUCGAGGAGAAAGAAAAUCGGAGGAAUUAUCAAUAUUGCUAUAGCGUGACGUUUAAUUCGUAACAGAGCGAAGAUGUGAAUGAUAGGUGGCGUGACUGUGAAUUAUAAUGAUCAUAAUGAUAAUGGUACCUCAUAAUGAUCUGCGAGAAAGGGGUAGCUGAGGAUGUGAACAAAGGAAAGAAGAAAAAAAUACAUGAACAAACAGAAGGAUAAAAUAUGAAUUAUGAACGGUCGACGAAUUUGAUUGAUCUAUCGUACUCAGCACAGUACGAGGCACAUUUGUAUUAUAACAUUAUACAUAUAUAUAUAGUAUAUAUAUUGUAUCACCUAUGUUUUUGUAUUUGGUCAUCUAACGAAAGACGAAGAGGAAAGAAGAAAAAAAUCUACAAAAAAGAAUAUCGAAUUAACGAACAGAAGGUUAAUAGAAAGUAUAUUAUAUAUUUGAGUAAAAUCGUUGAGAAUUGGUAUUAUCCACGACUGACCGGAAGAGGGAAGCAGGAAAUCAUCUUUUUCGUCCUUAUAUAUUUACUUAUAUAUUUGUUUAAGUUUGUCUCUCUUCGUUCGUUCUCUCCGAUCCUUCUACGUAUGUUUCUUUCCACGUUCAAUAUAUUCACACAGAUACACGUGCGCGCGCGCGCGCGCGAUCGCUCAGGUAACGUGAGGUUUGGGUGAGGGGAGAGGGUUAAAUUAAUUAGUUAAUUGAUUAAUUGAUUAUUAACAGUUCAUUCUGAGCAGUCGAAUAAAUUAACGGUCCUGGAUAAAGCCAACGCUCUUUUACUCAUAACUUAUUAUGUACAUCGUCUGAAAAAAAACCGGUACGUUCGUAAAAGAAAAAUAAACUUAAGUAUAUAUCAA
Messenger RNA from Bombus pascuorum, 12453 nucleotides. RefSeq names its product nipped-B-like protein B (gene Nipped-B). Lineage: Eukaryota; Metazoa; Arthropoda; Insecta; Hymenoptera; Apidae. Gene Ontology annotation, cellular component: Scc2-Scc4 cohesin loading complex. Gene Ontology annotation, biological process: establishment of protein localization to chromatin; regulation of gene expression; establishment of mitotic sister chromatid cohesion. The record is from RefSeq and is a predicted model, not a curated record. Gene Ontology annotation, molecular function: chromatin binding.